This is a messenger RNA of Geodia barretti, 528 nucleotides long. The record is from the annotation of a GenBank genome assembly. NCBI's taxonomy places the organism in Eukaryota, Metazoa, Porifera, Demospongiae, Tetractinellida, Geodiidae.
AUGGCGUACAAUUCAAUAUCGGCUCUUCGGCAGCAGAUGAAGCCAGAUUGGAGGGUCCACAUGAUCAUUACCAACGGAGGCUCCAAGGGGAACGUAAUUCCCGACAAGGCGGCCAUGGAUGUGUGGGUCAGAGCUCCCAGUACUGAAGACCUAAAGACCCUCACCUCCAAAGUGGAAACUUGUGUCAAGGCAGCAGCUCUAGCCACCGGCUGUCAGCACAGCUUCACUCUAGAUGGAAAGGUGUUCCAAGAUAUGGAGAGCAAUGGAACACUGGCACAACUCUAUGCUCGUAACCUCAGUAGCAGCGGUUUCACCGACUUCUUGGACACUCACAAUACUGCUGGAUCGACAGAUAUGGGCAACGUCAGCCACGUCGUGCCUUCCAUUCACCCAAUGUUCAAGAUAGGUACCGGAGAGGUUUACCACACACGAGACUUUACUGCCGUCACCAACACCCCGGCCUCUCAUGACGCCACACUCGUGGUAGCUAAAGCCAUGGCCCUACACCUGCAUCGAUAUUCUGACUGA